Molecule: messenger RNA, 1491 nt
Organism: Sporisorium graminicola
Lineage: Eukaryota; Fungi; Basidiomycota; Ustilaginomycetes; Ustilaginales; Ustilaginaceae
Exons: 1
Coding region: 1-1491 (496 amino acids)
Biological process (GO): regulation of glucose metabolic process; protein phosphorylation
Cellular component (GO): mitochondrion
Molecular function (GO): pyruvate dehydrogenase (acetyl-transferring) kinase activity
Source: RefSeq, a predicted model, not a curated record
AUGAUUGCCUUCCGCUCGGGAGCACGGACGCUCCGAAGACCGUCAGCGCCCGUACGUACCCACCGCACGUUCUCCUCGACCUCACAUACUUGCGAGAACCGCUACUAUCCACCACCAGAACCGUUUGCCAGCAGCAGCGCAAACGACACCAUAUCGAUCGAAUCAUCUCCCUUCUCCACUUUUGGUGCAUCGCCCGACCUGCUCACGCACUACCUCUCGCUCCAACCUGCUCCGCUUACGCUGCGCCAACUCAUGGCUCAGGGCCGAAGACCGGGCCAAGCACUCACACCGGAACAGCUGCUGCUCUCGGCCCAGCACACCCAUCGAGAGCUACCCAUUCGUCUAGCUAGGAGGGUAGGAGGCUUUCGUGCGCUCCCGUUCAUUGUUGGGAGCAAUCCGUUCAUCUCGAGAAUCGCGCGGCUGUAUGCUUCGAGUUUCGAAACGCUCGUCAAGUUUGGACAGAUCCAGACGCAGCAGGACAAUCAGCGGUUUACGGCUGUCAUCGAGGAUCUGGUCGCUGCACAUGCGCAAAACAUCCCAACGCUCGCGCGAGGGUUUCAAGAGGCGAGAAAGUAUAUGGACGCGCGUCAGAUAUCUGCCUUCCUCGAUGCUGCCAUCCAUUCUCGAAUUGCGAUCCGCAUGAUUGCCGAACAGCACCUGGCGCUCUCAGCUACAUUGAAUGACCCAUCCGCAACCAACAGCACCGAGAAUCACAACAGCCAGCACGAUCAACUGAAUCCGUUUGACCCGGAUCUGCCACCGGAAGGAACCAGCAAUCAAGGUCACCACGAGUAUGGCAGCCCCACCGCGGUGGGCAUCAUUGAAACGCAGCUGAGCCCUGCUCGCAUCACGCGCAUGUGUGCCGCUUUUGUGCGUGAUCUUUGCGAAGGAACGCUCGGCGCUGCACCGCAACUCAUCCUCGAGGGGGAUCUCGACGUCACCUACACCGGCGUGCCCGUGCAUCUGGAAUACGUCAUGACCGAGUUACUCAAGAACUCGUAUCGAGCGACCACGGAAAACUAUUUCAAAUCCCAAAACCAGUACUCGGCCUCCUCAUCUUCGCCCAACAGCAACAGCAAGAUGCCGCCCGUGAUUGUCACCAUCGCGCAAUCGGCCAACCACGUUUCGCUCCGCAUUCGCGAUCAAGGCGGAGGCAUUUCGCCGUCCAACCUUCCGCACGUGUUCAGCUAUGCCUUCACCACCGCCGGCGCAAGCGAGCUCGAGGAAGCAGAAGAGACCGGCGGUGGGCCGUAUGCCAUGCAGGCUGUCGGCGGGACGGGUGGACACGCGCUGGCCGAGAUGGGCAAGAUGGGUCUCGCCUCGGGCCUGGGCACGCUGGCUGGAUUAGGGUAUGGGCUGCCCAUGGCGAGGAUCUACGCAGAGUACUGGAAGAACGGCUCGGCGUUGGACUUGGUUUCGCUGUACGGCCAUGGUUGUGACACGUUUGUCAAGCUGCCCAGGCACAUUGAGCUGUCCAACACUGUCAUUUGA